This is a messenger RNA of Neoarthrinium moseri, 1182 nucleotides long. RefSeq lists its product as uncharacterized. The transcript is spliced from 2 exons. Lineage: Eukaryota; Fungi; Ascomycota; Sordariomycetes; Amphisphaeriales; Apiosporaceae. Bases 1 to 1182 code for a protein of 393 amino acids. The record is from RefSeq and is a predicted model, not a curated record.
AUGGACGCAAGGAGCUCUUCCGAGGUAGGGCAAACCUCGCCCGGAAGCACGAGAGACAUUCCCAGACCCAGACUCCUCUUGCCGGCGAGUUGCGAUCCGCCCAUGCCCAAUGCACCGCGGCGACAGCUCGUAUGGAUUGUAUUCGGCGGCACCGGCCACAUGGGUCGGUCGCUCGUCAAGUGCGCCCUCAGCCGAGGCGACCUCGUCUGCGCCGUAGGCCGGACCUUUGAGACGACGCCCGAGGCCAUGACGGAGCAGCACGCGGGACCCAACUCGCUGGGGCUGCUCUGCGACGUGCGGGCGCGCGACAGCGUGGCGCGGGCGGUGGAGCGGACGCUGGCGCACUUCGGGCGGCUGGACGUGGUGGCCAACUGCAGCGGGUACGGCGUCAUCGGGGCGUGCGAGGACCAGGACGAGCACGAGAUCCGCAACCAGUUCGAGACCAACUUCAUGGGCACCCUGCACAUCAUCCAGGCCGCCCUCCCCUACUUCCGCCGCCAGCAGGCCGGCCGCUACCUCAUCUUCAGCUCCACCAGCGGCGCCCUCGGCGUUCCGGGCCUCGGCCCCUACUGCGCCACCAAGUACGCCGUCGAGGGCCUCAUCGAGGCCAUGCUGUACGAGAUCGACGGCUUCGGCAUCAAGGCGACGCUGGUCGAGCCGGGCCUUGUGCGGCGCGACGAGCCGGACGAGCCGGCCCUGGGCGGCGCCGGGGGCGGGGGCGCGGCGGUCGUCAGCCCGCUGCCGACCUGGGGCCACUUCCUGAUCAAGCCGGCGUCCGAGGCGUACGCGCACGCGGCCAGCCCGGCGCUGCACGCCAAGCGCAUGGUGCAGUGGCUCGGGGACCGGCAGCCGACGAGCGCCGUCAAGUGCGCCGAGCUGGUCUGGCAGCUGGGCCACUGCAGCUACCCGCCGCUGCGCCUGGUGCUGGGCAGCUACGCCAUCGAGAGCAUCCGCGACCGCCUGCGCAGCGUCACCGAGGAGCUCGAGGACUGGAAGCACCUCAACUUCCCCGCGGCGUCCGACGCGCCCCCGGCCGCCGAGAUGAGCAGCAUCAACGUCGCGACCACGGCGGCCGCGGGAGGAGGGGGAGCGGGAGGCGCCGCGGUGUCCGAGAGGGGCGAGGAUGAGGGGGCUGGCGACGGGGAGGGCGAGGGCGAUGAUGGGGAUACGGCGAUGGGGUGA